Molecule: messenger RNA, 405 nt
Organism: Cylicostephanus goldi
Lineage: Eukaryota; Metazoa; Nematoda; Chromadorea; Rhabditida; Strongylidae
Source: the annotation of a GenBank genome assembly
GGUGUCUCUAUGGGUUUUGGAGAACGUAAAGCAUACUUCUUGGCAAUACGUCCGAAUCCACGGUAUGCCACUUGGUUUGGAAAGAAGAAAAACUGGCAGAAUAAAAGUGAAGUCAAGAAGGACAAGAAGUUUCUGGAAAAAUCCACAGCGCAAAACUGUGAUGAUACUCCACGAUCCCAAGUAUUUUGUGUCCCAGUGGCGAAAGAAGACCGAACUAUUUUGGAGGAAGACGACGAAAACAUCAUUGAAAAGAAGGGAAAUCAUGCUUUGAAUCCACUUGUAAACGGCAUACCAUUUUGGAUAAUUCCCGAAGAAGAAGAGGAGUUGAAUGAGGAAGACUUACCCAUAGACAGAGAUCUGAUAGAGAAGGCAGCUAUGCUCAAACCUUGGUCCUUUAUAAAAUGA